Gopherus evgoodei (Goodes thornscrub tortoise) is the source of this 6314-nucleotide messenger RNA. RefSeq names its product lysine demethylase 1B (gene KDM1B). The coding region runs from base 153 to 2609 and encodes 818 amino acids. The record is from RefSeq and is a predicted model, not a curated record. Gene Ontology annotation, molecular function: oxidoreductase activity; zinc ion binding; protein binding. NCBI's taxonomy places the organism in Eukaryota, Metazoa, Chordata, Testudines, Testudinidae. The transcript is spliced from 22 exons.
CGGCGGCGGGCGGGGGUGAGAGGUGAGCGGCGGCCGCCCCGGGAGGAGGAUGGUGGGAGCGGCGGCGUCCUGCGCUCUGGUUGGAAGUGCUUUGGACACAUUAGUUUAAUAUCCAGCUCCUGGGUGAUUUGGAUCCAAGAUCCUAUAAGACAAUGUCAACUGGAAGGAUACGGACAAAAAAGAAGUCAUCCUCUUUGGACCAGUCUCCAGAUAACCUUCCUUUGAGGAGUUCUGGGAGACAGGUGAAGAAGAAGGCGGCUGAAGCGGCAGAGGAUGAUGAUGAUGCAUCAGAGAAGAAAUAUAGAAAAUGUGAAAAAGCAGGGUGCACUGCAACAUGUCCAGUUUGCUUUGCAAGUGCUGCUGAAAGGUGUGCUAAAAAUGGCUACACAUCUAGAUGGUAUCAUCUCUCUUGUGGGGAACAUUUCUGCAAUGAGUGUUUUGAUCACUAUUAUCGCAGUCAUAAAGAUGGUUAUGAGAAAUACACUGCUUGGAAAAGGAUUUGGACCAGUAAUGGUAAAAGUGAGCCCAGUCCUAAAGCUUUCAUGGCUGAUCAACAGCUUCCUUACUGGGUGCAGUGCACAAAACCAGAGUGUGGGAAAUGGCGUCAGCUGACAAAGGAAAUCCAGCUGACAUCGCAAAUAGCAAAAACGUACCGAUGUGGUAUGAAACUGAACAAUUCUACUAAGAUUGAGGGCUCGGACCAGUGUUCCAUGCCCGAGGAUCUGAGAGUUGCUGAAGUUUCAGACCAUUGGUGGUACUCCAUGCUCAUCCUCCCUCCUUUGCUUAAAGAUAGUGUGGCAGCUCCUUUUCUCUCUGCGUACUAUCCAGACUGUGUAGGCAUGAGUCCCUCCUGUACCAGCACUAACCGAUUACUUGGUGAAUCCAACGCUGUGAAGUUAGAGCACAUAAGGAGUGCACCUACUGUAGCUGGGAUGAACAGAUACUUCCAGCCCUUCUACCAGCCCAAUGAAUGUGGUAAAGCACUUUGUGUGAGACCAGAUGUCAUGGAAUUAGAUGAGCUCUAUGAGUUCCCAGAAUAUUCACGAGAUCCUACCAUGUACCUAGCUUUGAGAAACCUCAUCUUGUCUUUGUGGUACACAAAUUGCAAAGAAGCUCUUACCCCUCACAAAUGUACUCAUCGCAUCAUUGUGCGGGGGCUUGUGCGUAUUCGCUGUGUCCAAGAGAUGGAGAGGAUACUUUAUUUUAUGGCACGAAAAGGGCUGAUUAAUACAGGGAUUUUGUCAGUCAGUUCUGACCAACAUCUUCUUCCCAAAGAAUACCACAAUAAAUCUGUCAUUAUUGUUGGGGCUGGUCCAGCAGGAUUAGCAGCUGCAAGACAACUGCACAACUUUGGAAUUAAGGUCAUUGUGCUAGAAGCGAAAGACAGAAUUGGCGGGCGUGUGUGGGACGAUAGGACUUUCAAAGGAGUCACUGUAGGAAAAGGAGCACAGAUCGUGAAUGGCUGUGUCAACAACCCGAUAGCACUAAUGUGUGAGCAACUUGGCAUUAAAAUGCACAAACUAGGGGAGAGAUGUGAUUUGAUCCAAGAAGGUGGAAGGAUAACUGACCCCACUAUAGAUAAGCGCAUGGACUUUCAUUUCAAUGCCAUCCUGGAUGUUGUCUCAGAAUGGAGAAAAGAUAAGACCCAGCAUCAAGAUGUUCCUCUUGGAGAGAAGAUACAGGAGAUCUAUAAGGCUUUUAUUCAGGAGUCAGGUAUCCAGUUCAGAGAUCUGGAGGAAAAAGUACUACAGUUCCACCUCAGUAACUUGGAGUAUGCCUGUGGCAGUGACCUCCAUCAGGUAUCUGCACGCUCAUGGGACCACAAUGAAUUUUUUGCCCAGUUUGCUGGAGAUCACACCCUUUUAACACCAGGGUAUUCUACCAUCAUAGAUAAACUGGCUGAAGGGGUUGAUGUUCGACUUAAGCUUCCGGUACACAGUAUAGACUAUUCUGGGGAAGAAGUCCAGGUCACUACAGCAGAUGGAACUGUGUGGACAGCACAAAAGGUUUUGGUUACGGUGCCACUGGCCCUUCUUCAGAAAAAUGCCAUUCAGUUUAAUCCACCACUGCCAGAGAGAAAAAUGAAAGCCAUUAACAGUUUGGGAGCAGGAGUCAUUGAGAAGGUUGCCUUGCAGUUUCCUUAUAGAUUUUGGGACAGCAAAAUUCAAGGAGCUGAUUUUUUUGGUCACGUUCCACCUAGUUCCAGCAAACGUGGGCUUUUCAGUGUGUUCUAUGACAUGGAUCCCCAGGGUAAAUAUAGUGUUCUAAUGUCAGUAGUUACCGGAGAUGCUGUGACAACCAUUAAGAAUUUAGAUGACAAACAAGUACUACAACUGUGCAUGACUGUACUUCGAGAGCUGUUUAAGGAGCAGGACGUUCCAGACCCAGUUAAGUACUUUGUUACACGAUGGAACAAAGAUCCCUGGAUCCAGAUGGCAUAUAGUUUUGUAAAGACAGGUGGCAGUGGUGAGGCUUAUGACGUUAUAGCUGAAGACCUACAAGGAACAAUCUUCUUUGCUGGUGAGGCCACGAACAGGCACUUUCCACAGACUGUUACUGGAGCUUACUUGAGCGGCGUUCGAGAAGCAAGCAAAAUAGCAGCAUUUUGAAUACUGACAUUUGUGUCUAUAUUUUUUUUUAAUUGUUUUCUGUGGGUAAGACUUCCUUCAAUUUCCCCUUUGUUAUCAUUCCCCCAAGUGGUACUAAAAACAGUAUGUGGUAUUUGAGGAUAAAAUCAUCAUCUUUAAUUUUCUUUCAAACCCUGGUACUACAUGAAGUCAUAGUUUUUCCUAAUGUCAUUUUUCCAACAAAGAUAUUAGUAUCUUGUCAGCACUGACAUUGGAGUCUCUUGCUACUGUGGCACACACAGGUCUACUAACAAAGCCUGCUGUGUGAGGCCUUUUUCUAUAUGGUUCAGCCCACGCUAUUUUAGUAAAAUCACCUGUAUUGAAGAAGUUCAGAAUAAGAGAGCAAUUGAUUUCUAUACAGUAUUAAAACAUGGUGGAUUAUGGUGGGGCUCCUAAAUUCAUUUUGUUCUCAGGUUGAUCAUGAUCAGAGUAGAACUUGAACAAACAACCCAAAUCACGGAAUGACAAUGGAGAUGGUUGUAAGAGAGAACAAAAUCAGUUUCAUCUCCCCGCCCUACCCGCAAUAACCUCUUCUGACAUUUUUUCAAUGUACUUAUGGUCCACCAGUCCAGCUUUGGCAUCUCAACUGUGUUCCUUUUUAAAGAAAAACUGCUGGAACAGUUUAUAGUGCAAUCAAAGGGUUAUUGAAGCUAAAAGGUUUUUGAAAAGGAAAAAAGCUUCUAUGUUACAGUAAAAAUGUCUCUGAAAUGUUCUCCAUGCUGCAUAUUCGGAGUUGUACAUGUAGAGGAAUGAUCUUUAUGAUAAGUUUAGGUUUGCUCAGUGUUGAUCAUGUAAGUAGGGUAGCGCAAAAAAAUUGUAUGGGUUUACUUUUUUUCCUUUGAAAGUGAACUUCCAAAUUCACUUGAGCUAAGUAGGUGAAUCACUUACACACAUAAUUGAGAGCUUAAUUGGGGAUAAAGAGGGUGUAAGUUAUUAGUGGCUCAUUCAGCUUUUGUAUUUAAAAUAGGUGAAGAUGAAUGAGGUAAAAUAUUCAUGCUUUUUAUGAAGGGCUGAAAUAAGGUGGCUUGCACUUUGAUUUAGUUUAUUUGAUGGUAGUAUAAAAAAAAAAGACUGGAGUAAUUCAGUAAAGGAUAAGCAGAUACCUAAGAAGUUUUUCCCACAGGGGAAGGCAGCAAGAAAUAAAACACACAGCAUCCACACCCUGCCUUAAUAUCCCAUAGAACAGGGUAAAUGGAACAUGUUUUAAAGUAAAAUUUAAAAAAAUAUUUUUCCUCCUGUGAUGUUACUGCAGUGUUCUGUGUGAUUCUGGAAGGGAAAUAAGCACUUAAUUUUUCUUAGUCUCAAGCAUGCACUCUUUAGAAUGCUGUGUGUGACAAAGGCCCUGCAACGCGAGGUGGUUUCCUAACUCCAGAAAGGGUACCUUUGGAAAAGAAGCCUGCUGAAAAGCAAUUUUUUUUUUUAGUCUUCAAUACCUAAUUUGUUUUCUAGGGUAGAAGUGGUGUUCAGAUGUUAAAUAUUUUUAUUUAAUCUUUAAUUUACAAGGUUGAAGAUGUUUAUAUAUGUAACUAGAUCUGGUUUUCAGCUAAAAUUCUGCUUUUUAAAAUUGAAUUGAGGAUGUGACUGAAAGUGUAAGUGUUCCUCUUUUUUUUGCUCCAAAGAAUGCUAAUAUUUACAGUUCUAAAAUACUUCCAAAUACUAAAUUGUAACUGGCUUAAAGAUUAUAUAGAGCAAGGCUUGAAAUCCUUUGCUUAUAGAAGAAAUGGUAAUCAAGGUUUACAUUUUGCUUUUGUUAAAUCAUUGCUACUUUGAUAAUUCCACAUUUUAUAGACCAAUUUAUAAUGGAAGAGAGAUUUCAAUGGGAAAUUAAAAGUAUCCAUGGUGGGCAAAAGUGAAAGGAAGAGCUCCCUGCCUCUCUCAAUGUACUAUACAAGACAGCAAAAUUUUAAUAGGAAAGCAGCUUAGAAACAGAGUUAAAUAAAAUAAUAAUUGGUACAAGCUCAGACUAUAAAUUCUGUUUACAGCCUACAUCUACAGGCCUUGGUCAAAGCUCCAAUCAGCUUCAUAAUAGCAUAGAAACAGUUAAGAGCCUGACCUUUCAGUUAAUCCUUAGUGUCUUAGAUCUCAAUUCAGCAGUCUAUCCCUCUUCAGCAAAGUAUUUCUGUGCAUGCUGAACUUUAAGCAUGGGCCCAAGUCCUGUUGACAGCUGCAUUGGAAUUUAUAUACAUUAAUAAGGCCUUAAUUCAGCAAAGCAUUUAAAUGUGCUUAUUGUUAAAGAGGCAAAAAUGAGGGAUAAAUGCAGAGCAUUAUGGUAAAUUUUAAACUGUUUAGUCCAUUCUGAAUGUCUUACUACUUUGGUAAUCAGGCAUUUAGAAUGUUCCAUUUUGUUUAUACUAAUUUAAGACGUUAAAGUUACAAACCUUAAAAUUGGCCUGACUUAAGUGUUGGAGAAGUUCUUGGGGACUAAUAAUGUCAAAUUUAAUUAAGCAUGCCAGUUUUUCUAACUUAUGUACCAUUUAUUCCCUGUAAACAAACAACUGGAGAAUGGCUUUAAGUAAAUUUGUUUAAAAUAUGACAAAUGUCUGAAGGCAGAGCAUGAUCUGUUAACGCUUCAACUGUGUGACAUGGCAGCAGAAUAAAACUGGAAAGUGUCCACUGGAUGUUGCACAUUGUUUUUGAAACUGAUGCUAAGGAUGUACUGAGCAACAUGACAAACCCACAACACACUUUACUAAUAUCUAGAGGUAGAAUCUUAUUGUAGUUGCACUUAAAAGACAGUUAUGUAUCCAGUGUCUUUCAAAGGAUCACAGAACACUUCAUAAACCAACAGAUUAUUUCCUCACCAAGCAGUGACUGUGGUCGGGUCAAGAGACGAUACUCUACACACAAGCUUUACCCAUAGACCAUACCCCUAGUUAAGAACCAGUGGGGUAGAGUUAGAUCAUAGCAUUAACACUUGUGCGCUCUAGCUUUCAUUAGCAUUUUCCUACACAAGGAUGAGAAAAAGCAUUUGAGGAAAUUCAAUAACUUCUAUCUUGUCCACCUCAUUCAAAGAAGGUGGUGACUUGGCCAUGAGUGUUAGGUUAUUUUUAAAUUGUACUUCUAAACCUUAUGUAACCAUUGUAGUACUGCCCAAGGACAGAACAAGAUUCAGUGACUAGUAACUUACUGCUUUACCAGGAUUUUGAAAUUGCCUGAAUGCCUUUGGUAAAGCUGGUAAGAUUGUUCAAAGCAAUUGCACAAGGGUCAUUUGCUGUAGUCAUUUUUUGAUGGCAAGACAUGUUAUGGCACCUCUAAAGCAGAGAAACCUUUUCCGGAAUUUUAAAUAGCUUCCUCUAGAUGACUAGGUAUACAUCUGAGACUGUAAAAUUUUACUGUACAGGUAAGUGAAUAUCAAAAUUGAUUUAAGUUUUUCUGAAAGACAUUUAUUGAGUACAAAACUGAAACAUUCAGCCUUUUUAAAAAAAGGAUUACAUGCAAAGAAGUCAUAAAGGUAAAGGUUAAUUAACAUCCUGACUGGCUGAACAUUCAGAAUUUAAAUUAUCUGACUCCUAAUUUUGCAAAUAUAGAAUACUAAAAUUUAAAAAAUGUUUUUGCUUUUGAAUACUGGAGUCAUUACAGGAUUUGUUUUUCAUAGCAUUGAUAGCAACACGUUGUUUGGCCUCUUAGUAUUUUACAUAAAUUACAAACGUGACUUUCUACGAUAGGACAAAGGUAUAUGGUACACAA